GUGGACGCUGGUCUCCCCGCAGAGAGCCAGAGCGAGAGACAGACAGCUGAAAACAUCCGCUGGAGGAGCAGACAGACAGACUGCGGGAAGAGUGUUGCCGGGUGUAACGUCAGGGACUGCUCCAGAACACAGCGCUGAGAAUGGGAGUCGAAAUCGAGACCAUAACACCGGGCGACGGAAGGACUUUCCCCAAAAAAGGACAGACGUGUGUGGUGCAUUAUGUCGGCUCCCUGACAGAUGGACGAAAGUUUGACUCAUCUCGUGACAGGGACAAGCCUUUCAGGUUUAAGAUUGGCAAGCAGGAAGUGAUCCGGGGCUGGGAAGAGGGUGUAGUGCAGAUGAGCGUUGGUCAAAGGGCCAAGCUGACCUGUUCACCUGACUUCGCUUAUGGAAACAAAGGCCACCCAGGCAUCAUUCCUCCUAACGCCACCCUCAUCUUCGACGUUGAGCUGCUGGGGUUGGAAUGAAACAAAUUCACGGCCUGAUUUUUUUUUUGUUCUGUGUGACUUCCUACCUGGGUGACCUGGAGAGAAGCUAGGAGAGUCUGCACUUGAUUCUAUAUGAGGCUUCAGUCUAUAGUUCCACUACUUAUUUCAUCAAACUUUGACAGUUUGUGUUAUUUUGUCUCUGUGACUGAGUGAAUUCUAUUUUUUUCCAUCAUAUUCUUCCUCCUGAAAAUCAUGGGCCAUAACCUUACAAACCUCCAUGUUCUUGAUCUUGAAUUCUUUUGAAUUGCGCUUUACUUUAUCUUUGUGUUUUUUGAAGUGUUGGUUGUGCAUGGUUACGCUGAGAAGUACAAAAUACCAAUGAACUACUAGCAGCGACAUUAAUCUCUUAUGAGCCAAUGCGUACUAGUAUUAUAAUGUUCGAGAGCUGGUGCUUGUUAUAUUAUGGAAACAAAAAAGAGUAUACAAAAGAAAAUGAAAAGCACACAUUUGUAUCCCUUUCUAGCUGAAAAUCAGAAGAAAUGAGAGGAGUUUCUGUUAGAGAGAUAAGGCUUAGGGUUGAGUUUAGCGGCUACCCGUAGUAAAAUGUCAAGACAUGUGAGGCCUUAAUGGUGCAAAAAGGAACUGAGUUUGCUACAUAAAAUGCCCAUUUCUAUAAAGUACCACUGUGUUUUUCUUUUUUCUUUAAAUCAUAAAUGGAGGUGGGGACUAGAGAGGGGUAACUGGUGCAAAGAAGAGCCAGUCACAGUUGUAGAUAGUUCUAAUGUGUGCCUAAAUAUUCUCACCAGACACAUGGUUACUACCUUGCCCUGUCUGCAUGUUCUAGGCCCCGAUGGAAACCCAAGUAUGUAUAUGUUGAAAGCUUUGCAUCCGAUUUUCGUUAUUACUGCCUUCUCAUCUCGCCAAGUCUUUAAACCCCAUUUAAAGCCAUACACAGAUCGAACAGUGCAAAGACAGGAUUUGCGUUGACGCACAUCAAUUGGAUUGUUAUUUUUUUCUUAGAAAAAAAAGGGAAAUGCUUGAAAUUUACAAAGGGGGGUUUGAGUGAUCAAUCAAAUUGUGACCUCCCCCAACCUUAUUUUGUGUAACAACUUCAAUCAUGUAUUUUUCAGAUGCCAACUUUCUAUCUCUGAGAAUCAACAAAGCUAAUGUAUAACCUAUGAUAGAUAAUGUUUUUCUUUUUUUCCUUUUUUUUUUUUUUUGCCAGUGUCAGUAAAGUACCACACUGCCUGGCAGAAGUCGGUGUUAUGGUAGGAAAAGAAGCUGACACACUGGCAUCCUUGUGGUUUUGUAUCUCAAAUAAAGUUUUAAAUGGAGUUUAAUGAAGGAGUAUGCUGGCCUGGCUGUCAGAUAUUGACCGUGGCUGUCGAUGUUACAUAUUGGCCAAGCUGCAACUGGGGCGGCAGCAGUCCACCUCUGUACUGUGUAGUUAUUUGCUGAUACAUUACUGUAUGCAGACUAAACCAAUGAUGACAUAUUUAAAAUAAAAGAAGUGCUCUCCA
This is a messenger RNA of Epinephelus lanceolatus (giant grouper), 1948 nucleotides long. It is a transcript of the gene fkbp1ab, whose product is annotated as FKBP prolyl isomerase 1Ab. NCBI's taxonomy places the organism in Eukaryota, Metazoa, Chordata, Actinopteri, Perciformes, Serranidae. The record is from RefSeq and is a predicted model, not a curated record. Gene Ontology annotation, biological process: protein peptidyl-prolyl isomerization. Gene Ontology annotation, cellular component: cytoplasm; sarcoplasmic reticulum membrane. Gene Ontology annotation, molecular function: peptidyl-prolyl cis-trans isomerase activity.